UGCAAGUGUUAUCUUCUAAACAGCCCUGCAGGAUGCCAGUGAUGCCCCACGUUGCUUAAUCCCACUUUGCGACUCCCUGCAGUGAAGUGCUGGAGGGAACAAAGCAGCGCAGGCUUAUAUAAACCAUAGUGUGCAGCAGGCUUCACAAAGGACAGCAGAGCAGGAGAAGUUCCCUGGCUUAAGAACAAAAGAAUGGCUGUGAUAAUGUGGCCGUUGUGUCUGCUGCUGGUGGGGAGCCUAUUGCUGCAGGGUAGCUGUCAGCACUGGUCGUUUGGGCUAAGCCCAGGAGGGAAGAGAGAUUUGGAAAGUUUUACAGACAAGCUGGACAAUAUAGAGGGAUUUCCACACAUGGAUGCACCUUGCAGUGUUCUAACUUGUGCAGAGAAGUCACCCUUUGCCAGAAUCUACCGAAUGAAAGGACUUCUUGCGAGUGUUACCGACAGGGAAAAUGGACAAAGAUUAUACAAAAAAUGAUGUUUAAUUCUGGAAUAAAUUAGCAUAUCACACUUGUUUGAAU
This is a messenger RNA of Melanotaenia boesemani (Boeseman's rainbowfish), 517 nucleotides long. Its product is annotated as progonadoliberin-1-like. The record is from RefSeq and is a predicted model, not a curated record. Lineage: Eukaryota; Metazoa; Chordata; Actinopteri; Atheriniformes; Melanotaeniidae. The transcript has 4 exons. Gene Ontology annotation, biological process: multicellular organism development. Gene Ontology annotation, molecular function: hormone activity. Gene Ontology annotation, cellular component: extracellular region. Bases 193 to 474 code for a protein of 93 amino acids.